This is a messenger RNA of Loxodonta africana (African savanna elephant), 930 nucleotides long. RefSeq names its product olfactory receptor 13A1-like. The transcript has a single exon. NCBI's taxonomy places the organism in Eukaryota, Metazoa, Chordata, Mammalia, Proboscidea, Elephantidae. Gene Ontology annotation, biological process: G protein-coupled receptor signaling pathway. Gene Ontology annotation, cellular component: membrane. Gene Ontology annotation, molecular function: olfactory receptor activity; G protein-coupled receptor activity; odorant binding. The record is from RefSeq and is a predicted model, not a curated record. Bases 1 to 930 code for a protein of 309 amino acids.
AUGGCAGCAGGCAACCACACGGCUGUAGCAGAGUUUGUCUUGGAGGGCUUCUCCGAAGACCUCUGGCUCUGGGGCCUGCUCAUUGCCCUUUUCCUCCUCCUUUACCUGACAGCCCUUGCAGGAAAGAGCCUCAUUGUCACAGCCAUCAGCCUGAGCCCAGGCCUGCACGCCCCCAUGUACUUCUUCCUCGCCAAGUUGGCCAUUUUGGACAUUGUCUGCACGUCCAUGAUUCUCCCAAAGCUGCUGGAGAGCCUGGUGGUCUGGGUGGACAUCAUCUCCUGUGGGGGCUGCCUGGCCCAGCUCUUCUUCCUGACCUGGUUCCUGGGGGCCGAGUUGCUGCUGCUCACAGCCAUGGCUUUCGACAGCUAUGUGGCCAUCUGCUGGCCACUGUGCUACAGUACCAUCAUGAGCCGGCCGCUGUGCGCACUACUGGCCUCAGCUGUUUGGACAGUCAGUGUGAUCAACGCAUCCGUGCACAUGGGCCUCAUGGCACAGCUGACCUUCUGUGGCCCCAACCAUAUUUGGGACUUCCUGUGUGAGAUCCCCAUGCUGUUGCUGCUAUCCUGUAGCCCUGCCGCCCUCAACAAAGUCACGAUCAUCAUUGCUGCUGUCUGCUUUGGCAUGGUUAACUUCCUGCUCACGUUGGCCUCCUACAGUUGCAUCGUGGCUAGCGUCCUUCACAAACGCUCAGCUGAGGGCAAGCGCCGUGCCUUCUCUACCUGCUCGUCUAACCUCCUGGUGGUCACUUUGUACUACUCCACCAUCACCUAUACCUACAUACUCCCGGGAUCCGGCACCUCCAUGGAGAAGAGCAAGGUGGUUGCUGUGCUGUACACAGUGGUCAGCCCUGCCCUGAACCUGCUCAUCUACACGCUGAGGAACAAGGAUGUGAAAGCCGACUUCCGAAAGUUGGCCCCUUCCUCCUGGUAA